Messenger RNA from Labrus mixtus (cuckoo wrasse), 2619 nucleotides. It is a transcript of the gene st6galnac6, whose product is annotated as ST6 (alpha-N-acetyl-neuraminyl-2,3-beta-galactosyl-1,3)-N-acetylgalactosaminide alpha-2,6-sialyltransferase 6. Gene Ontology annotation, biological process: oligosaccharide metabolic process; ganglioside biosynthetic process. The transcript has 6 exons. Gene Ontology annotation, molecular function: alpha-N-acetylgalactosaminide alpha-2,6-sialyltransferase activity. Lineage: Eukaryota; Metazoa; Chordata; Actinopteri; Labriformes; Labridae. Bases 210 to 1136 code for a protein of 308 amino acids. The record is from RefSeq and is a predicted model, not a curated record.
ACGCCCCUCAAUGAAGUCGGACAUCCCCCUACACAACUCAUCUCUGUGCUGCAGUGGGAGACGUUGUGAUGACGUCAGAUGUGGUGCAGGAAGAUGGGGAGCGCGAGAGAUGAGGGACACAUCAACACAGCAGAUCCACCACGGCCAUGAAACGGUAUGAUGACAGAUAGUCACAGCCAGUGUGUUGGUACACUGCCUGAUCUAUCAGGAUGGGGCUCAGGCUCAGCGGCAAGGGACAACAGAGCCACAGGAUGGUAAUCUUGGCGGCCAUCUUUGUCCUGAUGACACUCCUCAUCCUGUAUGGCUCCAACAAUGUCAGCGAUGGCGUCUAUGCUCCCUUCCAUGUGGCCACAAAUCAUGCCCUGGUGACAACAGAUCUGAAGAGGUGGGCUGGCAGAGAGGGAUAUGUGCCGGUCAGCGGAAAUAAGAACAUGUCCCUACGUUGCCAUAACUGUGCAUUGGUGACAAGCUCCAGCCACGUCCUAGGCAGUGGAGCAGGAGAAGAGAUUGACCAUACGGAGUGCGUGAUCCGGAUGAAUGACGCUCCUACGAUGGGGUACGAGACUGAUGUGGGCAACCACACCACCCUGAGGGUUGUGGCUCACUCCAGUGUGUUCAGGGUGGUCCGCAGGCCCAAUGAGUUCCUACACCGGACAGACAGCAACCCUGUGAUCAUCUUCUGGGGACCCCCAAACAAGAUCGGGAAGGAUGCAAAAGGAACCUUGUACAGAUUGAUCCAAAGAGUCAGCAUGACCUACAGCAACUUGUCUUGUUUCAGUGUCACACCCACCAAGAUGCGCAGAUUCGACAAUCUAUUCCAUACGGAGACGGGACGAGAUAGACAAAAAUCUCACUCGUGGUUGAGCACAGGCUGGUUCACCAUGGUCAUAGCCAUUGAGAUUUGUGAUAACAUCAAAGUUUACGGGAUGGUUCCAUCUAAUCACUGCUCAAAAAAACCUGGAUCCAAAAAGAUGCCCUACCACUACUACAAGCCCCGGGGACCAGAUGAAUGUUUAACAUAUCUGCAGAAUGAGAGCGGCCGCAGAGGGAACCACCAUCGCUUCAUUACAGAGAAACAGGUGUUUGCACGCUGGGCAAAGCAGUACAACAUCUCCUUCACUCAUCCCAAAUGGUGAAAAGACUUUUAUGAAAGAGAUCUCUCCGAACGCUUGGAGCGGGAUUUCAGUGCGACUUCCCUCUGAUAAAAAAAAAUCAAAGAGCCAGAUGAUGAAUGACAGCUAUUUUUAGGAUACACUGGUAGGAUGAAGAAGAAGCUUUUGGAGGAGAGCUAUUAUUGGACCAAAGGACUGAGGAGAUGUCUGGGAGUAUUUUCUGUCAAUGAGGUGUGCAGAAUCAGAGAAGUUUCUGAACAAGUAGAUCCCAUGUGGACAAAAGUGUUUUUGUAAACAGAAAAGGAAUGAAUUUAAAGAAGAUUUUUAUAUGUUUUUAAAACUUUUAUUAUGCAUUGAAAAUGCACUUAAGUUCCCAUGUUGUGCGGUGUUGGGGUUACAAGUAUUCUCAUAAGUUAAUAAGAGGGUAAAAAUCACUAUAUUCUAUUUGCUGUACAUUAGCUAUAAGCCAUGUGGCCAGUGCAACAUUUGAGAUUCUGCAUUUACAGAUCGGCAUCGAUAUCACCGUAACACAAUUUGGGCUAACUUAAAAGAUGUUAAAAUGUCCUACUAACAUUUUCCUGCCAUGCAACAGUGUUUAAUAUCUCGGCUGAAGGCAUCUCUGCAAAGACUAAAUCAAAGACUGAAAACUGGCAAAAUUCAGCUUAGAUCACAAGAAAAAGUCUGAUAAGUGAAUGAACGCUGCAAACAAUCUGGAAUGGAAACUUGGUGCUUCAGACAAUUUUUGAUCAGUAUUUCUUUUGAAAGACGUGUGGUGCUCAAAGUUCAGCCAAAUUCAGCAGAAGUCACUUUGAGGUGAGACAGAGAUCGCUAUGAGGAUAAUGCAUGAAAGUAGUUCUAGUGAUUUUCCACUGUUUGUCUUUUGAUUUAUAUUCUUUAUGUUACCUGGACACAUUCAGAAUGCAGAGAUUACAUAGCACCAGCUUUACACUAGAGAUGUAGAUUUAAUAUGAUACAAAAGUUAUUUUCAGUCAGUUCAUGUCAGUCAAAUGGUCAUACCUCUAUUUUGAAGAGAUUAGUUACUUUACUGCACUUGAAUGUUUUCAGGAAAAUUUGAAGAUAUAACGAUUGCAUUGUGAAUUGAAAACUUUUACCUCGGAGGCAUUGUGGCGCAUGCACAUUCAGUUCCAAACGUUUAACGAAUGCAUCAUCAUGUUAGUAAGAUUUAGCUCUCUGGACUGAAGAAGUCAAUUCAAAGUGAAAAUACAAUUUCUGACUUUAAAUGUGGAAAAAGAUGCGUCGUCUUAAACCAUUUUAAACUCUUGCAAGUAUUUACCUUCAGAAGAGGCCUUUCUCUCCAUGUGGGCUGUGUGUUUGAUUCAUGAUCGGGAAACCUGUAUAAUCCCUGUUUUCAAACUGCUUGUUACUAAAUGAAUGAAUGAAAAUGUUGAAACUGACAGUGGUACUAUUGAACAAAGAUGACACUGCAACUCACCACACUGAUAGUCACCACAAAUUCAAUUAUAUAAAAUUCUUAUGUAAUUGAUGU